CGGAAGUGCGAUCUGAAUACAGCAUUUUUAAAUGUAAUUUAUGUAUUUCCAUUAAAAACAUGGAAUUGGUUCGAUUUUACCAAGUGUAUUCCCACGCAACUAAUUGUCGUACCACAUAACUUAUUUAAACCUAAUUCAAUUAUUGACGAACUUUGACAUUAUGACGUCAUUUUCAAGAGCGCGCGACAGUUAAAAUAAAAACAGAAGAAGCCAAGUUGCAGAGGUUCCCGUCCUAACAAACUUCGUUUAUCAUCUAUUCUAUGGCCUCCAAGGUUUUAUCACGUGUUAAAGAGUUUUUUAACACACUCAGGGAUCUUCAAGAAGACAAGAAUAACCAUUUGAUCACUUAUGCGGAUGAUAUCCAAAUAUUGAAAAACCAUGGAGACAGAAUUUCUCUCUUAAAUGUUGACUACGGAGACCAGGAAGUCUUCAUUUGUGAAAAAGUUGCCCCGAAACCAAAUGACUCCAAUAAUGAGUCAGCGCUUGAGACAUCAAACUCCAUCGAAGACGAUGAAGGUGAUGUGUUGACUGCUCUUGAACCUGAAACUGAACUGACACCACAACCUCUCACCAUGGAAAAAGCAAGGCAAUUGCUGUCUUGGUAUACGUUAUCGCAAAAUGCCAACGUUCAUUCUGUGGAUGAUCCAUCGUUGCGACCUCUUUGGGUACGAUGUGACAUGUCAGAUCCAGCUCGUACAACCUGGGUUGGAGCAGAAGGUGUCUGUGUCUCCAGUAAAGUCUGUGGUGUCAAAUUAUACUCUGUCACAUGUACAGGCCCUGUGGUGAACCAAAGUUCAUUCAUAACAUUAGAUGAGCUAAAACAAGAGCAUAAGAGAAGGCAUCACCCAUCUACGAUGGCAAUUAAAGGAAGCGCCCAGUUCAUCAUGUUAGGCUCCUCUGUUGUUGAAAACACUACAAUUGAGUCACAAAGUAGAUUGGUAGUGGAUUUCAAGUGGAACCAUGUUGAGAAGGUCCUUGAAACACCCCCGCUGUCCUCUACAGCCACACUAAAUAUCAAAGUUGCCAGUGGAGACAAGAAGAGUCCCAUGUUUAAGGUGUUCAGGGAGCUGCAGUUUCUUCAGAUUCUUGCUGAUGGGUUGAGAAAUGGUGAGAUUAAGUGGAUGGAUCCUUUGGAGUGCAAGUCAGCAGUGGAUCUGACCAAGGAAUACCUUGAAGAGCUACAGAAGCCCAUAAGUUCACAACAGGAACAGGCCUCCAAACCAACAGUGGCUGACCAUGAAAUCAACCCUCCACUUUUUAACACUUUGCUGGAACGAGGCGAUUUGGACUUUGUGGAGCAGCUCUGGGUUCGCAUGAGAAAGAGUGUGGUAUCCUAUGAAGACAUCGUAGACUGCCUGAAAUUGGUCAUCGAGGCCUUGACUUAUGACUACAUAAAGCCUUGGAUUCACAGUGACAAUAGCAGCUCUCUCGGCAAGCUCAUCCGACAGUCUUACGACCAAACGAUCGAACAUGUGUCGCUUACAGGCCUCACGCCUGUCCAAAUGUUGUUAGAAAUGGGCCUUGACAAGAUGAGGAAAGAUUACUUAAACUACCUCAUUGGAGAAGAAUUGACAACUUCAAACAACUUGAGUUACUACCAGAACACAGAAGUGGAUCUACAGGAGCAAGUUGUACGCCUGAGGAAACUGCACCAUCUGCUGGAAGUUGUUAUGACUUGUAAAACAUUCCUAGAUCUGCCCUAUGACAGAUGUUUACUUCUUACACAGUUGUGUUUACAGCACAACAAAACAUCUACAUAUGAUGAGAAUCAUGAGUUCAAACUCCAAAUCGCACCAGUGUUGAUUGCUCAAUUUUACCAGAAAGAAUAUCCAGCUCUGUGGAGAGCAGAAGUGUCUAGUGGGCAAGAGCCUCACAAAGUCAAGACAUCAUUGCAGGUCAGCGACAGACCAGUCAUUGAUCAUGUCAUGUUUGAAGCAGAUUAUCAAGAUAAAUCAGUGGACGAUGACAGCUCAGAGCCUGUCUGGUUCUCCACCUUGGUGAGCUGCAGCCUUGUGAAAUUUGCCUGAAUUUAAAACAUCAAUGUUUCAUACAACUACAACCAUGAAGCAAAAACAAGAUACUGCCGGUAUUUUCACAGCAAUAGUUUAAUGGGAGAAUUACAAAUUGUGCAGCGUUUUUGUUAUAGCGAACACUGUUGUCACAUCAAAUUGAAAUCAAAUCCAAAUAAAAUAUUUUUGCUAACACACAGUU
Corythoichthys intestinalis (scribbled pipefish) is the source of this 2211-nucleotide messenger RNA. RefSeq names its product zwilch kinetochore protein (gene zwilch). The coding region runs from base 261 to 2027 and encodes 588 amino acids. Lineage: Eukaryota; Metazoa; Chordata; Actinopteri; Syngnathiformes; Syngnathidae. The transcript is spliced from 18 exons. Gene Ontology annotation, cellular component: RZZ complex. The record is from RefSeq and is a predicted model, not a curated record. Gene Ontology annotation, biological process: protein localization to kinetochore; mitotic spindle assembly checkpoint signaling.